Messenger RNA from Drosophila arizonae, 1525 nucleotides. RefSeq names its product RAS oncogene family member RabX1 (gene RabX1). Lineage: Eukaryota; Metazoa; Arthropoda; Insecta; Diptera; Drosophilidae. Gene Ontology annotation, molecular function: GTPase activity; GTP binding. The record is from RefSeq and is a predicted model, not a curated record.
AAUAAAAAAAAAAAACACUUAUCUGAUUAAUAUUUGUAAAAGCAACAAGCACAGUUGUAAACAACGUAGCGAGCGUAAGUAAACGAAUUGUGAGUGCUGCGACUCGCCUGCUCGGAUAAGAAAGCUCAGUCAGCAAACAAUAAACAACGGCGCUCUUUGUCGAGCCAUUCGACGUUGACCACCUGCCAAAGUGCAUCAUUUUGCACUGUGUCAUUAACAAUAACAACAACAACAACGUCAAACACAAUACAUAUCCAGAACCAUCGCGACUUCGCAGAAUCAGUGCAUCAUCUAUUUACUCACCCAGUCAGCCAUGCCAUCCAACUGAUUGCCAUUGCCAAUAAGAUGCGUGGAAUAGAGGGCAAAGUCGUUGUGCUAGGCUCGCGAGGUGUUGGCAAAUCUCGUUUGGUCAUCAAGUAUAUUAAAAAUGCUCUGCAUCGCAGCGAGGAGCCGACGAUAGCUGUCUCCUUUUUCACCUGCAACAUCAUGUUGGAUGAUGUUAAAAUCAAAUUACAGAUCUGGGAUACCGCUGGACAGGAGCGCUUCAGGGCCGUUGCACCCAUGUAUUAUCGGAAUGCGAAUGCUGCCAUUUUAGUGUUCGAUCUGACACAGUAUAAGACAUUUACCGAAAUCAAAUCAUGGAUCCAGGAGCUGCAUCGCAAUGUCCAGGACCCGAUGAUACUGACGCUGGUGGGCAACAAAAUGGAUCUGCAGUCACAGCGCGCCGUUUCGCGCGAUGAGGCCUAUCUGUUUGCCAGCUCGAUUGGCGCCACCUACUUUGAGACAUCCACCGAAACGGACCAGGGCCUGGAGCAGGUGUUCCUCUCGACGGCCCUGGGUCUGGUGCGCCUGGCCGACGAGGGCAAGAGCCAUUCGCUGCGCUCCUUUGAGUCGACCGACUCGCUCUUCUACACCAACGGCAACACGGCCUUCAGCUAUACGGCCGCCGCGGUGGUGCGCAACGAGGAUGGCGCUGCAUUUCGUCUGCCCUAUGUGCAUAUUGGAAUACCAGUGGAUGGGCAGGAUGUGAAGGCGACGGGCGAGGGGCGUCUGGAGACGCCCUCGUGGGCGAUCGAGCACAUUGCCCUCGGCGAAGUGGAGAGGGCGCGCUGGUGCUGCUACUGAAUAGCAACCAGACAGAGCCAGAACCAGAGCCAGAGACCUGUCAACGAUUUUCUCAAAACAUUGUGAUGUUAAUUAAACAGGUUUACCUUUAGUUAUGCACCUGCACUCAAAUUCGAAUCGGCUAAAGCAAUCGAAGCCAAAUAGAAGACCACCCGUUAACACAAGAAACAAACAAAGAAACAAGCAACAAGCAAAUGAAACUGAUAGAUUUACCGAGCACUGCGGGCACAGCCCGCCAGCGGGUGGCAACGCAAUCAAUUGACACAUCCAAAUCGUGGCUGCUAGUCGUAAGCUAAUUGUAAGCUUAGUUAAUAAGUCUAACCAGCAAAUGCCUAAUGUAUAUUUUAUUUAUGAAUAUUAACAAGCAGCAGCGUCGCUUAAAGCUCACUUGACUCCAAAA